CGUCAUUUUUCUCCUAUGGAAAAAGAACGGUAUGUACGAAGUAAGCAUGCACGCUCCCGUGGUUCGCCAAGCGAGCGCACACAACCUUGAUCUGCAAUUUUUUUGAUAUCUCGUUGAUUUGCAGCAUUGUUGGGCAUGGCCCAGUGAAGGUAUCCUUAUUUUUUAGUAUACCCCUCCCGCAGUGAUCACAAUAACGAAGACCGUUCUUUUGGUUUGAUAACCUGAAGAGGCGAUGUCACCACGUUAUGAAAGAGUCUACCAGAAGAAAUGCUCCAAUCAAUCAUCAAUUAAAAUUGAUCGUUUCGCUGGCUUGAUAAAAUCAUUGUCGUGACGAGUCUUGGUCUAGUAACUCAAUUUCACAUUUUUUCUUGCUGGUUUGUGAAACUACUGAUCUUUCCAGAUACAUGAAUAUCAUCUGAACAAAUUGACAGAAAAAAGACUCGUACCACACAAUAGAAAUCCCCGACAUGUCAGCUUAUGCAUUGCCGGGUUUAUUCCCACCGAUCGACAAGGUAUCAGAAGCCAAAGAAGUGAAUGAACCGGAUGCAUCGUUCUCGGAUGGCGGAAAUGAGGGAGACAGCUCAUGUGCGAACGCUCACGAGUCAUCAAGUGACAAAAACUUGCCAUUGCAUCACCAAAAGGGAAACUGCAGCAAUUACAGUACUCUCUAUGGAGCAGACUGCGGUAACUCUUCUCCUUCAUCGUCAAACAUUGGCUGUCUUCUGAGUUCUGCGGCAAUUGCCGUGAAGGAAGCUAAAAUAGACCCAAUCCGGUGGAUUCAAUUUGUAACGGGGUCGUAUCCACAACAAUAUGCAAAACAGAUCGGGAAAACCCUUCGAAGGAGAGUUUCAGGUAGUAGCGGAUCCUCGCAAUUAUCUCCAGUAGGUAGGACGGCUUCAAUCCGAACACGUCGUGAUCCUUCAAAGGGAUCAAAACAUUGCACUAGCAGUUCAAACAGCAUUAGCAACAAUAAGAAAAGCCCCCAAAAUGAAGCGAUCGAAUUCGAACUGGCUAUUACUCUGAACGGACGCAGAUAUACAGCUAAAAGAACUAUGCAAUGCAUUGUGCAACUUAGAGAUGAUUUGAUAAGAGAAAUGAAACGCAGGAGGGAAUGGUUGACGGAAAGCCAAGCCAUGCCAUCGCUACAGCUACCUUACGAAAGUAAUGUGCACUCUUUUUACACAACUCCUCCUCACAGCAUCAGUACUCCCAUCACAACAAAACCAGAACCAACAAAAAAGCACUGUUACGCUGUAUCAAUUCCAGAAAUACCUCCUUUAAGUGGAUGCGAUGAUCGUGAUAUCGGAAUUGUGGGAAGAGGCUUUACAAUGCUCCAUCAAAUGGUUACAUCGUACGUUCCUGUGAUGGAAAGCUGGUUAAAGAACGUCAUGGAAAUCGUUCCUCAGGACAGCGAAUGUCUCAUGAAUUUUUUGUGGGAACCUGCAACAGAAAUCCCCUCUGAUACUUGCAAGAGUGUCUCGGACAGCAUUAACAACAACAAUCUCACCGGCACAUUAAACAAGUUCAAGCCUAGCUCAAGCAUGGCGACCUUGUGCUCUAUCAAAGAAAUGGAUUACGACAUGGAAGACGACGAUUCAGAUGACGAAGAUGCUGCCUUCUCCGACAAGUGGAAAAAUUAGGUUGGGAGAGCGGAUAUCUCUGGUGUUUGUAGCUAUUCUGGACUACUUGAGUUGUAAACGAAAGAAUAACCGACAUAUUUUAAC
Messenger RNA from Pseudo-nitzschia multistriata, 1724 nucleotides. Lineage: Eukaryota; Bacillariophyta; Bacillariophyceae; Bacillariales; Bacillariaceae. The record is from the annotation of a GenBank genome assembly.